GUUACAACAUAUUUCCUUGUUGUUCAAAGAGGAAAAAAAAAAAAAGAAACUGUUGCUUCUAAUCAACAAAUAUACAUUCUACUAGUUUAUUUUUAUUCUCAUGCCUAUGCCACGGAGGCGCUCCUUGGAACAACAACUUCCGCCUCAUCCUUCAAGAUCUCGACCUGUCAGUCCAAUAAAUGAAAUAACAACAUCUCAAUUACGUCCACACUUUUAUGGUUUAUCUUCUACUACUAAUCCAUCCUAUUCUUCUACACCUACAAUGAACCGUGCACAAACAUUACCUGAAGUUGGUCGUGAAUCAAGUUUUCAUCCAAGACCUUCUUCACCAAUACAACCUCAACAACAUAAAGAUAAGAAACGUAACUUAUUCGGUCGAUUCAAAAAAAAACACCGAACAGAACUUUCAACGCCUAUAAUAGAUCCUCAUGGAUUACCAACUACAUCUUUACCAAUAGCACCAUCUCCAACAAUGUCAAAACGUAGACAAAAAGAAUUUGAAUCAAGACCUACGCCACAUCCUUUGGAUACUUCUCAAGAUGACAGCCGCUUACCACCAAAGGAUGUAUAUUCUUAUUAUGGAAAUCGACAUUCUCCUGCAACGUCUGACAGAUUACGAAAAAAAGAUGUCGGUACUCCAACAACUCCUUCGCUUCAUAAAUCAAGUGAUGGUUUACUCUCUAUUGAUGGAAAGGAUCUUGAAUUGGAUCAAAAUUUUGAAACGAUGGAAGGCAUUGUUAAUACAGAUAAUUUGGAUAUUUCAAAUAGACAAGGUUCUGGAUCUCAACUAAUCGGUGGUGUAUAUAGUUCUGAAUUAUGGGCUCCUCCUGACAGCUGGGCUGUUGAACCUGCAUAUUCGGCUGAGUCAGUCUCUCAAUUAUUGGCUCCUGUACCUGCUACUGAUGAUGAUCGAUCGGUCUAUGAUGGAGUGACUUUUAGUGAUUCUACUGAUUGGAAUAUCAAACGACGAAACUAUUGUAUUCGUGUUUUCCGAUCUGAUAAUACUUUUGGAACACUACAACUUCCUUUGAAUACAACAACAAAAGAAUUGGUGAAUAGAUUGGCAGGAAAAUUCUUUUUACACGAUCUCAGCAAGUACAGUCUAUUGAUUCGACUUCACAAUCUAGAUCGCGUUUUAUUACCCAAUGAACGACCUUUUCAAAUUCAAAAACAACUACUGGAACAAAUGGGAUAUACUGAAGAAGAUAAUAUCGAAGACGUCGGACGUGAAGAUAAUUCGUAUUUAUUACGCUUCUCAUUUGGAACGAAGGCCAUUCCCAACGUACACGAAAUUGAUUUUAACAACUUCAAGCACUUAGGAUUACAGGGACGCAAUCUGACAACUGUGCCUAUCUUUUUAUACAAUUAUGCAUCGGAAAUUGUGUCUCUCGAUUUGACGAAAAAUUUAUUGAUGGAAAUACCUUUGGACUUUAUGCAAUCUUGUACAGCUCUCAAACAACUUUGGCUUGUUGAUAACGAAUAUACCUCACUUCCAUCAUCUCUUCAUUAUUGUACUCAAUUGGAACAUCUCAACAUUUCUGGAAAUCAACUGAUUGAUCUAACCACUGAUUCCUUGGAAAAUCUACAUCUACUGAAAUCUCUUCGUGCCUUCAACAACAAAUUGGAAUCUUUACCAAGUAGUUUCGCUAGUUUUCAACAUCUCAAUUUGCUCUAUAUCUCCAACAACUGCCUGACCAAAUUUCCUCAAGUUAUCUGUGAUAUCCCUCAAUUGACUUAUCUCGAUAUCAGCUUCAAUAAGAUCACCUCCUUACCAGAAGAAAUUGGAAACCUCAAGAAACUCGUUAGUUUUUUUGCUAUUGCCAACCGUUUGGCAGGUUGUUUGCCAUCAUCUUUUGCCCAAUUGGAAAGUUUGCAAGAAUUGGAUCUUCGACAAAACUUUAUUACCGAUCUUGAUGUUAUUUGUCAACUACCGAAUCUUAGUAUUUUAUUCAUGGAUUACAAUGCCGUCAGUAUUGUCAGCAGUGAAAUAGCUCAUGUACGUCACUUACAAAUGUCGAAAAAUCAUCUCACUCAAUUCAACAUGGGAUUUUGUCAAACACCAGAAGAUGCUCUUUACUCAUUAGCGGAUCGUCAUAUUCAACCCUAUGCUGUACCUAGUGUGCUCACCAAUCUCAAUCUAUCGAAUUGCAAACUAUCUUCCUUCGCUGAUGAUAUCUUUUAUUCAACUUUGACACUGGAACAAUUGACUCUAGAUAACAAUACAUUAACAUCACUCCCCAAAAGUAUUGGCUUGCUCCAAAAACUCAAUCGAUUAUCGGUACAAGACAACAAAUUGAAUGGACUUCCUUCUGAAAUAUCCAAGCUAACAGAACUCAAAGUUCUUCUGGCACAGAAAAACAAUUUGCAAAGUUUACCCAAGGAAAUAUGGCUCUGUUCUUCAUUACAAAUCUUGAAUUGCUCUUCAAACUUGUUGGAAACCUUCCCUGAACCUUUCAAUGAUUCUGGUGUGGCAUUACAUCUACCCUUUGGUAUUGGCACAUCUCUCAACAACAGUACAACAUCAGAUAGAUCCGUACGUGGUCAAGGCAUGGUGCCAGCUCAUAAUCGUGGCAGUUCCCAUCCGGAAUUCUCAAGUCCCAGUUUUGGAUCGAUGACAACGGAUGGUACAGAUCAAGACAAUAAUACAAUAUCUGAUGAUGGUAGCCCCGGAAGACGGCAACGCAUGAAUUCAUCUUCAAUUUCAAGUGGUGGUGGACCUCCAAACUUCAAUCCUCCUUCCUUUUUCGCUAGUCCUCGAAAUCAUCCUCCACCAUUAUCACUCUCAUUACGACAACUGUUUUUGGGUGAUAAUCGAUUAACAGAUGAUGUUUGGUCUCCUUUAUCCCUCUUUUUGGAAUUACGAACUUUGAAUUUGGCUUACAACGAACUAUACGAAAUCCCUCCUGAAGAAUUGUGUCAUCAACAUUUAUAUGAAUUGUAUCUUUCUGGCAAUACUCUUACAUCUUUACCGGCAGAUGAUAUUGAAAAAUUAUCCUAUUUGCGUGUUUUGGCCGUCAACGACAACAAACUUCAAACUUUACCAGCAGAAAUUGGAAAAUUGAGAAAAUUAUUAGUGCUUGAUGUAGGGAAUAAUGUACUCAAAUAUAACAUUGCAAAUUGGCCUUAUGACUGGAAUUGGAAUUGGAAUUUGGGGUUAAAGUAUUUGAACUUAUCUGGAAACAAACGAUUGGAAAUCAAGCAAAUGUAUCCUGAAAGCUACAAUCCAAAGGAAAAGAAUCUAUCAGACUUUAGCGCAUUAACCAAAUUACGGAUGCUGGGCUUAAUGGAUGUUACGAUAUUGGGAGUGACAACACCAGAAGAAUACUAUGAUCGACGGGUACGAACAUCACCAUCCGAAGUUAACAAUAUGCGCUAUGGGAUUGCAGACUGGCUUGGACCUAGUGAUCAUCUAUCGACAUGGGACUUGGUGAUACCACGCUUUAGGAACAAGGAUGAUGAAUGUCUAUUUGCCCUUUUUGAUGGAUGUCGACAUCACAAGGUUGGAUGCCGAUUGACAAAAUAUUUGAACGAUUCACUUACAUAUCAUCUUACAAGCGAACUUGUCAAAACCAAACAAGACGAUACCGUGGUAUCAGCAAUACGACGAACAUUUUUGGGUUUAGAAAAAGGACUUGGUAUUGGCGCCAACAGUGCAGGAAGCUUAAGUAGCAGUAACAACGAUGACAAUGACAAAAACAAGAAUGAAAAUAGCGGUGGAAGUAGCCAUACGGAAAAUGAUACAUCUCAAUUCUCUUCUGGUGCAUCUGCAGCCGUAUGUUAUAUCUCUGGAACCAAGUUAUAUGUGGCAAAUAUAGGGGAUGUGAUUGUUGUACUAUCACGUAACAAUGGUCAAGCGCAUGAAAUCACACAAAAACAUAUUCCGUUAAAUCCAAGUGAAACAUCUCGUAUCCGUGCUGCUGGUGGAUAUGUAUCCAAUUCUGGUCUUUUAAAUGAUGAAUUGCCUGUGUCUCGAAGUUUUGGUUACUUCCAUUUGGUACCUGUGGUCAACGCUAAUCCUUAUAUCUCGGUGAUGGAAUUAACUGAAAAUGACGAAUUCUUGAUUAUGGCUUCUCAAGGUCUCUGGGAUUGUAUGUCUUAUCAAACGGCGGUGGAUGUGGCUCGAACAGAAAAAGGGGAUUUUAUGAUUGCUGCUCAAAAACUACGAGACUUUGCCAUUAGUUACGGUGCUGAUGAAAAUAUCAUGGUCAUGGUUAUUGGAGUUGGCGAUAUGUUUGAUCGACAUGGAAUGAAAUUUAGGAAUUAUCGUGGUAUCCCAAUGGGUGCACCUGGAGCCUCUCCUUUCCUUAAUGGAAGAACAAUUGGUGAUAUUCCUUCAGAUGAAUCUGGUCUAUUGAUGAAGAGCAAGCGUAGGAUGAAAGAAAGUGCUGGUGAUUCGACUUUAGCAAGAUUAGAACGUGAAGUGCCACCACCUAUCAAUCAAGUUGCCUUGGUUUUUACGGAUAUUAAGAACUCCACCUUUUUAUGGGAAACUCAUCAGGAAGAUAUGCGAUCAGCGAUCAAGAUUCAUGAUGGUAUUAUGCGACGAACAUUACGUAGUGUAGGUGGUUAUGAAGUUAAAACUGAAGGUGAUGCUUUUAUGACUUGUUUUCAAAAUAUCACUGGAGCCUUACUUUGGUGUUUUACGGUACAACUACAAUUAUUGGAAGCAGAUUGGCCAGCUGGAAUUUUGGAUACUGAAGAAGGACGAGAAAUUGAAGAUGCAGAAGAUACAGUGAUUUAUCGUGGAUUAUCUGUGCGUAUGGGAAUUCAUUGGGGAACACCUGUGUUUGAACGUAAUCCUAUUACCAAUAGGAUGGAUUAUUUUGGACCUGUGGUGAACAAGGCGGCAAGGAUUUGUAAUGCGGCUGAUGGUGGACAAAUUUGUGUUUCCUCUGAUGUAAUCACAGCUUUACGAAAUAUUCCUGGUGAUCUUGGAUCCUUCUCUGGUAGCAGUAUCAGCAGUAGUGGCGGUAGUGGUGGUGGCGACAAUGAAGAUAUGAUAACAACUCAAGGACGUGGUGUAGGUGGUGGCAUGGGUUAUUUAACUCGUGAUGUACAACAAUUAAAACGACUUGGCUUUCAAGUGAUGGAAUUGGGUGAACGUCGACUGAAAGGAUUAGAAACACCAGAAACCCUUAGUUUUGUGUACCCAAAACAAUUAGCUGGUCGUAUAGAAACAGACAAGAAUCCAAGGAAUUUAGCAUCGACAACUGCAAAUACACCAACAGAAGCUUCAACAGCAACCACACCAACAAUGAUACCAACAUCGCCUAUUUUGGAUGAAGAUACUUCGGUUGUUGGUCCUCUUUCACCACCACUUAGUACUGAUCAACGACAUGAAAGACAGUCAAGUUUCGACUUUCACCAACAUGAUGAACGACGAAGAUUACUUCAGAAGCGACCGUCUUUGUUACCACCACCCUCUUCAUCUACUCAACAUUCUAUGCGCACUAUCGAUCCUCUUUUUGUGUGUGCUCUCAAUGAUUUGGCAAUUCGAUUGGAACGAAUUACAACAGGAUAUGUUGUGGCUACUCAUCCUGAGUUUACUCUACGGCGCCAUGGUACUACGGCAACAGCAUCAGCAAUCACAACCAUUCGAGCUACUACUCGAAUUAAAGAUACAGACGGUUCCUACUUUGAAUUAGAAAAACCUGGAAUUCAUAUGCGACGAGGAUUUACCUUUUUGGAUACUUUGCAACGACAUAUUAUGCAAUGUGCAUCUGAUGAUGAACUGAUGAUAUUGAUGGAAAACUUUGUGACUCGAAUAGAGAACGCUGUCUCUACUUUAUACUUGCAAAAAGUGGGGCAAUUCUCAGUGGUAUUGGAACAAUUAGGUGAUGCUUUGGAAUUGGAUCCAACUCAUGUUUUACGGGCUCUUCAAAUGUAUUCUGAAACCGCAGGAUUUUCUCAACAUCCAUCAUACGAAAAAGUUGUAUAAUAUUAUUUUCACUCCUGUUUUAUUAUUUAUGUAUAUUUCUUCUCUUGCUCCCAUAAUCUCUCUCUAAUACUAUCAUUAUAUUAUUAUUAUUUUUAUUAUUAUUAACUAUUAUCUACUAUCAUCAUUCUUCUCAUAAGCAUCUUUAUUAACAACAUCAUCAUCAUCAUCUUCAUCUUCAUCCUUCUCAUGUUUAGUAUUAUACAUCAAUGCAUUUCUUCCUUUUAUUAUAUAUUUGGCUGUUUGUUUAUAUUGAAUAAAAGCUACAAAAGAUUAUCUUCAUAAUCCAGAGUUUUUGAAUGGAUGAUUUUUAUAAUGAAUACUGCAAUCUAUUUGUCAAAUAGUAUAGUUGGAGUACAGAUGAAUGUGUUUGAG
Halteromyces radiatus is the source of this 6310-nucleotide messenger RNA. RefSeq lists its product as uncharacterized. Gene Ontology annotation, molecular function: protein binding. Lineage: Eukaryota; Fungi; Mucoromycota; Mucoromycetes; Mucorales; Cunninghamellaceae. Gene Ontology annotation, biological process: intracellular signal transduction; cyclic nucleotide biosynthetic process. Bases 101 to 5938 code for a protein of 1945 amino acids. The transcript has 12 exons. The record is from RefSeq and is a predicted model, not a curated record.